AUGUUUUCUGUCAAGAGAAGCCGAACUGUGGAUUUCCACACUCCAAGCCACGCAGCAUCUGCCCAUACAGUUGCUGCUAACAACGACCUCUUAAUCCAAAUCCUCCUACACCUCCCCAUAAGAUCUCUCUUUCGAUUCAAAUCCAUGUCGAAACACUGGCUCUCUCUCAUCACCGACCCCCAUUUCUCUCGUCUCCAAAACCAUAACACUAGGUCUCCCUCAGGUUUGUUCUUGCGCAGGUCCUCAUUUGUCAUCAACCCAGAAUAUGAUUUCGUCCCUCUUGAUGAUGGCAGUUCAACCAGAGCUCCUUUCAGAAGUCUCACUUUCGUUAACGAUCCUUACGGUCUAAUAAUUUUACAGUCCUGCAACGGGUUACUCUGUUGUUGUAGCUACCGACUGAUUAAUGGUAAACGCAAAUAUUACAUCUACAAUCCCACUACCAACAACCCGAUCCAUCUCGCCGAGAUUUCAGGAUCAAUCGUGGGAUUGAAUCGGUUCACGGUGUUCAUUUAG
Cornus florida is the source of this 513-nucleotide messenger RNA. RefSeq names its product F-box protein At5g07610-like. NCBI's taxonomy places the organism in Eukaryota, Viridiplantae, Streptophyta, Magnoliopsida, Cornales, Cornaceae. The record is from RefSeq and is a predicted model, not a curated record. The transcript has a single exon. Gene Ontology annotation, molecular function: protein binding. Bases 1 to 513 code for a protein of 170 amino acids.